Mytilinidion resinicola is the source of this 2263-nucleotide messenger RNA. RefSeq lists its product as uncharacterized. Bases 1 to 2142 code for a protein of 713 amino acids. Gene Ontology annotation, molecular function: protein binding. The transcript has 2 exons. The record is from RefSeq and is a predicted model, not a curated record. Lineage: Eukaryota; Fungi; Ascomycota; Dothideomycetes; Mytilinidiales; Mytilinidiaceae.
AUGAGUGACUAUCAAUACCUUCCUCUCAGGAGGGACCAAGAAGAGAUUCGUCUUAUCUCCCUGCUGCCUGGGACUUUCAUCGAUGACAUUCGAAUAUCGAUCCAUCAUGCGCUCCUCAUUCCGCCAACUGGCGUGCAGGAUCCCGAAGACAAUACUUGCGAUAUAGGCUCCAUACCUUCGUAUCCAUGGAGCACUGAGAGAACGUCCGAAGAUGAACUCUUUUAUUUGAAUAACCACACAUACGAGACAUCUUGGGUCCAUCCAUUGAGGAAUGCACCUGCCAAUUUGCAACCAGCACAGAGCAGGCCAACCAGCUUCGAGCCCUAUUAUGAAGCCUUGUCAUACAACUGGGGGACCAUGGAUGACCCAGAAAUAGCCCAUGUACAAGACUAUCAGUCAAAUGAAGAGAUAGAGGUGACAGUCAUCAGAAUUGGCAAAAGUCUUGCAAUGGCGUUUCGACACCUUCGGCAUGUCGAUAAAGUACGGACAAUCUGGGCCGACGCGAUUAGCAUCAAUCAACAAGACGUUGAAGAGAGAAAUGCCCAGGUCAAGCGAAUGGCAGAUAUAUACAGAUUGGCGUAUCGGGUAGUGGCCUGGACGGGCAAGGAAGACGGCGACAGCAAGCACGCUCUCGCCACCCUUCGGUAUAUCGGUAACCAACUCAUCGUCACAAAGGCUGGCAGGCUCUUUAGCUCCCCGGGAUCCAAAGCUCCAGACCUAUGGAGAAAUGCAUGUCACUUUCUGUAUGAUGACCGAACUUGGAAAGCAUUGUCUCACUUCAUAGAACGCAUAUGGUUCUACCGACUUUGGUGCUGGCAGGAGAUCAAACUUAGCAGCUCUCACAGCCUUUUGCAAUGUGGUCACGAUCAGAUCACAUGGCCCAUACUUCGAAAAGCGAUCCUAUGUCUGCAUAAUAAGGAAAAGCUGCCGUCCCUAAUGUUUCGGGAGCGUUGCCGUCACAUUGCCUACCUUACGGCAGACGCAAUCGGUCACCCAAUGGGCACGCUGUUAGAUCUCGGCCGCAGUAAGGGUUGCGCCGACCCCAGGGACAAAAUAUACGGUCUUUUAGGACUUACGGCACCAUCGUUCAAUGCCAGGCUCAGGACGGAUUACGCUUCGCCUGUGGAGGAUGUCUACAAGGAUGCUUUCCUCGCUCAUUUAGCACUCACACGACGACUGGAGCUCCUGAAACAUUGCGUUCUUUCUAGACGAAGCAUAGGCGGUCCAUCAUGGGUGCCUGACUGGUCCAAAACUGACUUCGCCGCCCCGAUUCUUAGCGAGCAACUCUCGACAGGCUUAUCAAGUGCAAACUUCAAGUAUAUUCCGCCAGACAUAUUAGAGGUUACAGGGUUGCGCUGUACGGCUGUCCAAGAAGUAAGCUCAGCUGCCUCUCUGGAGAUUGGGAAAGUACUUCUGGCCGUUUCGGAGUGGUUGGAGCAUCUGCCCAAAACAGACGUCUAUGUCACUGGAGAGAAUAUAAUGGAAGCUUUCGCGUUGACCAUCUUCAUGAAUCGAACGCGCGAGCGCCAUCCGGCGCAGCACUUUCCGAGUGUAUUUGAACUCGUGAGCUUACUCCACGACAUAUCGGCGCUUCGACCUGAUUCACAUAAUGAUUCGAUAUAUUCGAUUCGUGAGGUCGGAAACUGUGUUCAAAAGAUUAGAGGCCGCGUAUUUUUUACCACAGUCGAUGGGUAUAUAGGAACAGCUCCCGACGGCGUCAAAGCAGGGGAUGAGGUAUGCCUUCUUCUCGGCAGCUAUUCGCCUAUCAUUAUACGUGCGGCCGGCUUUGGGAGAUUCCAAGUUGUCGGCGAAGCAUACAUCCACGGGCUCGAAGAUGCUAAAGGAAUCCUCGGCCCAAUGCCCGUAGGUUGGAAAGUUAUAGUUACCGGGGAUGCCCUUGGCCGACCAUUGCACCGCUAUAUGAGCUUUCGGACGUACCAGCAGACCGCAGAAGACCCCCGGCUCGACACUCUACCUUCUGAGUGGGAGAGAGUUGCAUAUGAAAGAUCACCAAAUGAUGCAGCUUAUUUUGAGAUGUUCAAGAACAACAUCACCGGGGGAAUAUGCAACUCUGACCCCCGACUAAGUCCAGAGAGCUUGAAGAGUCGUAAUAUACCCUUGUACGCAAUUCAAUUAGUUUAAUGGUCGUUGCUCCAAUUGAAAGCUAUGAGUUAUCGUUCUAAUUUCCCUUGCCAUCUGAUCUGCCAUCAUUCCGAGUCGAGGAAUUCAUCGAAAUCGAAGAAGCCUCACUCUUUCGUUCGUA